Molecule: messenger RNA, 1682 nt
Organism: Medicago truncatula (barrel medic)
Lineage: Eukaryota; Viridiplantae; Streptophyta; Magnoliopsida; Fabales; Fabaceae
Product: O-acyltransferase WSD1
Exons: 5
Coding region: 114-1526 (470 amino acids)
Biological process (GO): triglyceride biosynthetic process
Cellular component (GO): plasma membrane
Molecular function (GO): diacylglycerol O-acyltransferase activity
Source: RefSeq, a predicted model, not a curated record
CCCCAACACACCAACUCAAAUUUCAACAGCAAAAAACUCAUUCUACCAUUCAUCUAGCUUAGUAAUAUUUUUUUAUAUAUUUUAUUUAUAUAGUUAAAUAGUGAAAGAAAAAUAUGGAAGGGUUUGAAGAAGAAAUUUCAGAGCCAGUGAGUCCCACAGGACAAUAUUUGAACAGCUCUUCCCUUUGCAUAUACAUUUUAGGUGUUUUAGAAUUUUCAAUUCCAUUAACACACAUUUCUACCUUUGAAUUGCUUCAAGAUAUCUUCCUUCCUAUUAACACACGUUUCUCCUCCAUCAUGAUCAUGGACCAAUUCGAUGGAGAGAAAAAAUGGAAGAAAGUUGAAGUUAACUUGGAAGAACAUAUUAAAGUUCCUGAAUUUCCAAGUGACAAAUCAUCCAACUCAUUCUAUGAUGAACAUCUUGAUGAUUAUAUGUCCAAAAUAGCAAUGGAACAUUUACCACAAGAUAGACCACUUUGGGAGAUACAUAUUAUUAAAUAUCCAACAAAAAAUGCAGCUGGUACCUUAGUAUUCAAACUUCAUCAUGCACUUGGAGAUGGUUACUCUCUAAUGGGUGCACUUCUUUCAUGUUUAGAAAGAGCUGAUAACCCUUCUCUUCCAUUCACAUUACCAUCAAGUAAAAUUAGACCUAAGUCUAUUUUUAAUACCAAAGCAAUUAUCAAGAGAUUUCCCUCUAUUUUCUCAUCAACAAUUUGGUCUAUGUUGGAUUUUGGAUGGAGUAUUUUGAAAAGUAGCAUGAUUGAAGAUGACCUAACACCAAUUAGGUCACGUGCUGAUGAUGUCAAGCUUCGACAAAUUACUAUCUCAAAUGUUUCAUUCACUAUGGAGCAUAUCAAAGAAGUGAAAACAAGACUUGGAGUGAGCAUAAAUGAUGUGAUUGCUGGAUUAAUUUUCUUUGGCAUUCGGUUAUACAUGCUAGAAGUUAAUAAGGAAUCAAGAAAAGCUAACUCUACAGCACUUGUCUUGCUAAAUACAAGAAAUAUCAAGGGUUAUAAAUCUGUUAAGGAAAUGGUUAGCAAGAACAAUAAUGGUGCUGCUUGGGGGAAUCAAUUUGCAUUUUUGCAUGUACCAAUUCCAGAGCUUAAUGAUCCUAAAUUUGAAAAUCCACUUGAAUUUAUUUGGGAAGCUCAUAAAGAAAUCAGCAGGAAGAAAAAUUCUUUGGUUACACCUCUUACUGGCAUGCUCUUAAAUAUGGUGAAAACACUCAGAGGCCCUGAGGCUGCAGCUAGAUAUGUACACAGUACUUUAAGAAACUCAAGUACAACAAUCUCAAACAUCAUUGGGCCAGUGGAGCAAAUGGCUUUGGCUAAUCAUCCAGUUAAAGGUCUAUACUUCAUGGUUGUUGGUCCACCAGAGAGUCUCACAGUAACGAUCAUGAGCUAUAUGGGAAAGUUAAGAAUUGCAUUUGGUUCAGAGAAAGAUUUCAUUGACAAGCAAAAAAUCAAGUGCUGUAUGGAGAAAUCUCUUGAGAUGAUAAUUAAAGCAUCAAGAAAGACUUCAACAUAAAAAAAGUUCAACUAUAUCAAGAAAUCUCCUGAGAUGAUAAUUUUUUUCUUUAUAUUCAAUGGUAUGUAAUGAUUUUGUAAUAGUUGGUAAUCUUUUUUCAUAUGAUAUGCAACUUUGCAUUUUUGUUGAACAUGGAAUAUUAAAUGAUUCAAAAAA